CUCGCCCCCCGUCAACACGCAUCGGCGAUCGAUGCCAUCGAUCACUUUUCACUAUCGAUUUCCAGAACAGUGAUGUGCUUUUAAUUUCCGGAUUUGUCAGUAGCGAUUUUUUUGAAGUGAUGUGUUUAAACGAUUAACUGUGUGGUGUUUUUGAUGGUGAUUGUGUGUUUAUGUGAUGGUUGUUUGUUUUUGUGAGUUGCUGGCAGAUACGUCUCACACGCUUGACCGCUUAAGGAGUUCAAAAUUAUCAAGUACGGCGAUGAGCGCGCCGCGGCCGCGGUAAGCGGCGGCGGGCCGGCGGGCGGAUGCGCCCGCGCGGCCGGCCGGCGCCGCGAGCUCACGGCCGGCGCCGACCCGCGCCGCUACUAUGCGCAUGCCGAGUGCCCUCACCACUCUGCUCGCGGUGCUGUGUGGGGCAGGGGUGGCGGGCGACGUGUUGACGAACGCGAGUCGCGUGCGCCGGUCGCCUCGACAGCAUCACCGCGCGCCUAUCGAAGAAGAGUGGAAAAGAUCGCAUUGGCGCGAGAUGCAGCAACUGUUGGUGCAUGAGGCCGGUAGGAACCACAGCGACGGCGUGGACUGCUGCCCCACCGUGCACGAGAUGACCGCGCCUCAGGGCGGCCGCGCCCGCAGCGGGCUCUACGUCGAGCUCUACCGGGACGGCGAGAACAUCAUGCAGCUCUACGAAAUCUCCUGCGCGGCGGGCGUCGUAGACAAGCCAUGCCGGUUCGUCGACGCCAGACUCUACAACCAGUCUCGGUGCGUCCAGAAGUACUCCUACUCGUACGCUUUAGUGCGGCCCUACGGCACUGAUCAAGCCGCUACGGAAAACCCGCAUCGCCACAGAAGGGAGCGACAAGGAAUGGCCUUCAAAAAAGACGGCGAUAUCACCGUCUCUGGCGGCUGGUCCAUGGACUACGUCCAAGUGCGCUCCGGCUGCGAAUGCCAAAUCAUCCCCACCCUCAAGCAGAGGAAAAAAAGCCAGCACAAAAACAAACUAGAACAGCACAAGCAGAAGAAAAGAACGAAAGAACUCGUGAGAGAAAGAAGGAAAUACGAGGAAGGCGACGAGACCUGAUUGUGGAACUCAGUGCUAGUGUAAUCCAGUGGGACUUUGAACAAAUUUACGAGGAUUUAUCUCGACUUAGUAUUACGGGAGUGUCUUCGCAUCUAGUUUUCGUGAUUCAGUCUGCCGAUGGUGGGCCAAGGACAGUUUAGUUUUAAGCAAUUAGAUGCGGAGACAUUUGAGCUAGAUUACAAGACGAUGUGACUCAGAUGUUCCAAAGCUAAAUACAUCACUAAAGUUGCGCUUAAGAUUAUGGAGGUAGAGGUAGUUAGCAAUAAUUACUUACCGGGGUCACUUUCACAUUUCGCAGUAGCAGUAAAUAUUAUGGCUACUGACGACCCAACCAACCACUAUAGCAAAUUUAUAGUCUAGCUAUUUAUCGCUAACUUCUUACGCCCAGGAGCCAAUUGCAUACUUAUCUACAGAUCUUAGUAAGAAAUCUUGUAUCCAGCUAG
Molecule: messenger RNA, 1521 nt
Organism: Cydia amplana
Lineage: Eukaryota; Metazoa; Arthropoda; Insecta; Lepidoptera; Tortricidae
Exons: 5
Coding region: 368-1078 (236 amino acids)
Source: RefSeq, a predicted model, not a curated record